CCGCUGAUCGACGCCGGGAUUUGGGUGUGGGGCGGUCCGUCGCUGGCCCGACACCCGGAGGAUGGUGAGGAGGAGGACGAGGCGGAGGUGACGGGCAGCGUGAUGUGUUUCCGGGCGGAGAGCGAGGAGGAAGUUCGGCGGUUGGUUGCGGGGGAUCCGUUUGCGGAGUGUGGGUUGUGGGAUGUGCGAGGGGCAGUGGUGGUGGCGAUGCGGUGUGUUGUUGGGGGUGCUUCUUAA
Aspergillus japonicus CBS 114.51 is the source of this 237-nucleotide messenger RNA. RefSeq lists its product as uncharacterized. The annotation marks the transcript as partial. The record is from RefSeq and is a predicted model, not a curated record. The transcript has a single exon. Lineage: Eukaryota; Fungi; Ascomycota; Eurotiomycetes; Eurotiales; Aspergillaceae.